Ornithodoros turicata is the source of this 1950-nucleotide messenger RNA. RefSeq names its product THAP domain-containing protein 1-like. The transcript has 7 exons. The record is from RefSeq and is a predicted model, not a curated record. Lineage: Eukaryota; Metazoa; Arthropoda; Arachnida; Ixodida; Argasidae. The coding region runs from base 89 to 1126 and encodes 345 amino acids.
CGGGUUUUGUUUAUCGUGGCGUUCGCACGUGAUUUGCGGUGUUUGUGUCCAGUAUGUCCAGCGCAUAGUUUGUCAGACGUGAGACGUGAUGGUGUGCUGCGCCGUCCCGCUUUGCAAAUCGAAGAAAGGAGUGUCGAAUCGAAGUAUUUCGUUCCACGAGUUCCCCGCAAACGUUGCCUUGCGGGAGAAGUGGCUGGAAAAUAUAGCGCGGGGUCCAGACCCGGGAAUGAACGAACCAUGGCGGCCCUCAGACCACUCGACAGUGUGCUCUCGACAUUUCACGGCUGAGGACUUCAGCAUCGGCGCAAAGCGCAAAAUUCUCAGGCGUGGGGCCAUACCCACUGUGUUUGAAGACUACCCGGAAUACCUGCGACCUCCAGUGACUGCCCCGCGACCUCCUCUCACCACGCAUCCAGUGGAAGCUGGGAAUAAGAGGAAGAGGUCUCCUUCGCCCCGUGAGCAGGGCGUCCCGCAUCCUCCCGACGUUACCCGGCCAAAAUCGCCACCUGGAGGCAACAAAAGCUCGCGCUCAGCGUGCACAUACGUGGCCCCAGGUGAACGCCUACAGCAGCCCGAAGCUGCGCAAGAGGCACCGAGCGUAAAGUCUGUUAGCUGCGGAACGGUUUUAUCGCACAAAGACAUUUCUCGAAUGCACACAAGGAUUCAGACUCUAGAAAGGAAGUGCAGACGAGAGAAGGCCAAGGUUAGACAGAUGGAUGACAGACUACAGUCAAUGUCCGGUGAUCUGCGGAAUGCACAGCAGAAGCUCUCGAUGUACAACAUCCCAGUUUUGGAGCAAAAGCUUGAGGAUCAAGAACCCUGCGCACUGUUUCUCAAGGAACAGCUCAUGGCACUUCACAAAACAAAGCCUCGGUGGACAGAGCAGACCAUACAGCACGCAGUUUUAUGGCACGCACAGUCACCGGCGGCGUACCACUUUGUUCGAAACUCCAAGUUGCUGUCGUUACCCUGCCCCGUGACCUUAAAGCGCUACGUAGGUUCGUGCACCGAGGUAGUAGUGUCCUCUCUAUUAGAGGAAGGACCCGCUGAGGAGACCGAACAGCACUCCUUGCACGCUCUUAACGGCUCAUACUUGUUGGAGACGGACGAAACGUCGCAGCAGUAGACACGGUUCAGUUGCAUCAACGCAAAGUCAACACUGGCAGCAUGGCCUUGAGGGCGGGGCCAGCUUCCCAACUUCUCUGCCUUGUCUCUGCCGGUCUCUCGACCUCGUAACGGGUACCCGUACGCUUGCUUCUAUGCCACUUCUUGCUGCGUUCUUCAGAGAGACGGCAUAAACAGAAGAACAACGGCGACUACGUAUCGGUCCCCGCUACCGCUACGUGGGCUUUACGACGUUCAAGAGAGGCUGCCCAGUAACUACGUAGAAAACGGCGCAGAGACGAGACACGAAGAAGAAACGAGUGCACACACGCAGCGUUCUCUGUGUGUGUGCACUUGUUCCUUCUUUGUGUCCCAUCUCUACGCUGUUUUCUACGUAGUUAUGUACCGACUUGCCCAAAUCUCCGCCUUAACUCUGCCCAGUAACUUCAGGCCCGUGGCUUACUUCAGCAAAAAAACACAUUUUCCGCACGAACUUUGAGGACACAAAUGUGGAGGUGGUGACUUUUGUGUUUGAAGUUUGCCGAUACGAAUUCUUUUGUUUCUUGUCAUCAGUUCAAUCUUUCUUUCCUUUUUUAUCAUUAUUAAUCAUUUCUUGACAGAGGCCAGUAUAUAAGAGUCUUCAGCCUGCAGGUUACUGGUGCUCUUCACUACCUUAUCACCGUGACAAGGAGCUAGGUGUUAUUAGAGAUGCGAAGUCCCGAAAAAAAGAAGAAAAAAACAAAUUUUGUGAAAACCAUUUCUUAAUUAUUUUUUUUUCCUUGUCUCCGGAAAAAUUGCCACAUUUCCAGACGACAAAAAAUCAAUAAAAUGAAUUUUCGUGCCUUC